UUUUCUGGAUAGGAGUAGACCAGCGGUGGAAUUAGUAUCCUGUAUUUCCACAUACAGUCCUGGAGAACUUGCUCUCUCUGUGUGUUCCUCUUUCCCACAACUCGCUUCAAUGCCUGCUCAGAAGAAUAAGCCAGCCAGAGGCAUCUUCCAGUCUCAUUCUGUCUACAGUCUGUAAUAGGCUUGUAACCAGGCAUUGCAGGGGGCAGCAGGGGCAGCUGCUGCUGGUUUUAAUUUCUUCCCCCUCCCCCCCCACCAUAAAGAAGUGGACGCUGUCUCCUUUUGACAAUGAUGAAGACUGAAGGCAAAGGAGAGAGAACUUUGAGAAGUGCUUCUCCGCACAGGAAUGCCUAUAAAACUGAUUUUCAUGCCAUUAAGAGCAGUUUUGAUUCAGUGAACACAGAUAAUGCUUCAAGCAAAAGAGGUUCUCAGCAAAAGCUGCCCAAUUCAUCCAAUGCAGGGGGUAAUGAACCACAUGUUCGUGGGAGAGCUGUUACCUAUGGCAACAGAGUACACAAGAUCAAAAACAUGUUCAUGCAGAUGGGUGGCUCUUCGACUUCCCCUUGUGAAAACAGCAUACCCUCUGAGCCCAAGAUUAUCACCAAAACAUCUUCAGCUGAACCUGCCCCUUCCUCUCCCAUCAGUCCGUCUUUUCUCUGCGUUCAAAAAAAUAACUUUCUCAAUAGUGGCUCUAUACCCUGGAGUGGUUCUCAGGAUUCUUUACUUGCUGGUGCUUUAACUGACAAAAUUAUCCGCAACAACGAUGAGGGAAAUCUAGACAAAGUUGCCUUAGCUGAGAAGUUUUCUGAGACUAGGAAGCUUUUUGAAAGGAACACAAAAAAACCAAGAACAUUGGAGAGAUGCACUACCAACAAAAGUGAAAGGAUUGAAGACAGGAGACACGACUCUCUUUCUCCCGAUGGUACUAAUGCGGUAGAUCAUUUUAAUUUCAAUAAUGAAGUGAGUUCUCAAGUUUCUCCGGGAAAAACAGAAAGUCAAGGAAGCACUGAGAACAAGCUGCAGCAGUCCAGUGGUAACUGCAGAUCUCUGAAUGCUGGACCUAUUUCUAGGCGACUGGAGAGUUUCUUGGCUGACAGUGACAGUGAGGAUCCCAAAGACACUUUGAAAAAUGAAGGUAUUCCAAGCCCUGGCCAGACAGUGUUCUGCAGUUGGGAAUCACCAGUGGUUAAUCAAGAGCAAGGCUUGAAGCAGAAUCCACCUUCUGCAAUACCUGUCUUUUUCAGCGGUAGCAUCAUUGAAAGAGAUGAGCUAAGUAGGGCUGCUGCGGAAACAUCUAAAACAACUUCUGAAAGGGAUCAACAUGAUACUUACAGUGCUUCUAAAGUGGACAGAGCUCCCAUAAAAAUCUCGGAGAUAGAAGUUGUUAGAGCAGAAUUGAUUGUGGUGCAGAAUGAAAUUUCAAGGGAUGAAACUGUGGGGGAAGUUAAUGUCUUCCAGGAGAAGAAACCAUUCAGGUUCCCAAGAAGGGAUGCGGAAGGGAAGGGACUUACAGAAAGAAAUGGCCUCAUGUUUGAGGAAGUGGAGGAACUUAGUGGGUGCAGUGAAGCUGGUGAGAGAGGAGUAAGAGAGAUAGUAGCUCUGGAAGAGGUUCAAACAAGAAGGCAAAGCCAGGUGGAACAAAUAGGGGGUAGUGAAGAAGAGGAGGAAGAACAACAAGUAGACCAGAGAGAGAAUUUUAAUGGAUUCUCUUCCAGUGCUUUUGGUAUAGAAAAUGCAGCUUUUGAUGAUGACAGAGAAACAGAAGCAUAUAACCAAGGCCUUGAAGGAGAAGAAACUUUGGCAGAGGAGGACUGCAACUAUGAUAGUGAUUAUGAGGAAUUUCCUGGACUUUCGGAGGAAGAUGAACCUGAUCCGCAUAGGAAAGUAAAAUUUUCCACCGCCCCAAUCAAGGUUUUCAGUACCUUCUCAAAUGAAGAUUAUGAUAGGCGUAAUGAAGAAGUUGACCCUGUGGCAGCAUCGGCAGAGUAUGAACUUGAGAAACGGGUGGAGAAAAUGGAAGUUUUUCCUGUGGAAAUUGAAAAAGGUGACUGUGGCUUAGGUAUCAGUAUCAUUGGAAUGGGUGUUGGUGCAGACCAGGGCCUGGAAAAGCUGGGAAUUUUUGUGAAAACAAUAACAGAAGGUGGAGCUGCACAGAAAGACCGUCGAAUCCAAGUGAAUGAUCAGAUUAUUGAGGUUGAUGGUACGAGUCUUGUAGGAGUAACCCAGUUUUUUGCAGCAACUGUACUGAAAAACACAAAAGGUACAGUCAGGUUUCUUAUUGGAAGAGAAAAACCGGGAACCCAGAGUGAAGUAGCUCGCCUAAUCAGUGAGACAUUGGAACAGGAGAGAUGUUUGUUGGAGCAGCAGUAUAUCAAUGAUACAGAACAGGAUGAUGAUUAUGAUGAUGACGACGAUUCUUUUGAAACACAUCUACAUGGGAAAUCUGUAGAGGUAUUUUAUCUCCCUGAAAAUGAAGAUAUAAAUUUCCCACUAGACAUGGAUUCUACGCAGUUUCUACUGAAGUUCAAAGAGUUACAGCUGAAACAUGCUGUUACCACAGCUGAAGUUAACCAGCUUAAGGAAAAGUUAAAAGCAACAGAAGCUGAAAAGAUUGAAUGGGAAUUAGGUAAAUCUCAGCUCCAGGAAACAUUAGAAGAGAACAAAGAAAAAAUAAAGAAGUUGGAGACCUAUUGGUUAGAAGCACAAAGUUUAUGUAAGACAGUAAAUGAGCAUCUGAAGGACACCCAGGAACAAUAUGAUGCCCUGGAGAAAAAAUACAACAAGGCCAAGAAAUUGCUCAAAGAAUAUCAACAGAAAGAAAUAGAAUUCACGAAGAAAGAAGAGGACCAUAUAAAACUUCUUUAUGAGAAAGACCAGGAACAUAUAAAUCAACAGAAAAUAUUGCAGAAGAAGAUUACAGAGCUUGAAGAGAAAUUAAAACUGUAUGAGGGUCUCCCUUAUAUGUUUGGAAAUGGCAUAGAGGCUGCUGCUCCAAGUCUUGAACAUCUGACGGAACAUUUGGAAGUAAAAGAGAACGUUCAGGAAAUUGAGAUUUCAAUGGAGAAACUGGAUUUUUCUGAUUUUGAUGCUUUCCUUGGGGACACACCCAGGUUAGACACCAGUGCACAUAAAGCAAAAGCUCAGCUUGCCUUGAAAGUGAAACGUCAGCCACCCUCUCGGUCGAAGCGAAAAGAAUCUCUUGGAGCCGAACUGAAAGAUGCCUGUUCACAGGAUGCUGAUGCUGAUUCAGAGGAAAAUGUCCAGGGCAAGUCUUCAGAAGUGACAGAAAAGUUAAUUUCACCACAGCAAAAUGAUGUGGAUGAAAGGGUUGAUAAAUAUGAGCGAGCUGAAAGCACAGAUAGCUUAUUAGAAUCCAGUCCAUCAGUUUCUGUGCACUCUUCUCCAGUUUAUAAGCCGCACACAGAAAAUAGUUCUGGAAAUGCUCAUUCUCCUUCCAAUGAUGAUGCAACUCUAAGUUCUCCUUCAGGAUACUGCAGAAAUGUUAAGCAAAGAGAAUCAAAGGGUAAAGGCAAAGAGAGCAAAGAUGAGAAAAAGAAUGAAGAAAAGACUGAAUUAAAUGAAAAUGCCUCUACUGGAAAAUCCAAAAGGCGUUUUCCUGAUUUUGGGGGCCUAAGAAAAUCUGGCGGCAAAGGCAAGAAACAGGAAAAAGAAAAUGCAAGAGGUUCUCUGGAUAGCCGAGGCUCCCGUGAAUUACUUGAAGACAACAACUUAUCUGCCUCAGAUUCAGAUUCCCCUAUUCCCACUUGCAUGCCUUUCUCUUGGUUUGGAGACAGCCACAAAGAGCAUAGUUCUGGUAGCACUCUGAGUUUUACUCAGGGUGGGAUUGAUAUUGCCAUUGAACAGAGCCAAGAGAAGAACAGGAACAAGAGUAGAAUUGUCGUAGAUGAUUCAUACAAUAGCAAGCCAAGUUGUGAUCUCUCAGGGUUAGUGACAGAGCCCAGUCUUUCAGGGCAUUCACACACUUUAACCUUCUCUUCAAAUGAGACUUCAGAUGAUGAACCGUCGAGUACAGGGAAACAAAAUCAGUGGCACAGUCGGCCCAUUUCUGAAUGGACAACACAACAAGUAUGCCAUUGGCUAAUAGGAAUGAACAUGGAGCAGUACAUCACAGAGUUUACAGCCAGAAGUAUAGAUGGACAACAGUUAAUGCUGCUCGACAGUGAUAAAUUGAAGGCCCUAGGAGUGUCCAGUCAAAAUGACCGAUCAACAAUAAAGAAGAAAAUUAAAGAUAUCAAGAAAACACAAGAAAAACUGGAGAAGCAAAAAGAAAAGUUUCAAAGGAAAGAGAGAGAGAUUCGGAAAGGUGGCAGGGUGGUUGCUGCUGCAGAAUCAAGCUGCUGA
Molecule: messenger RNA, 4359 nt
Organism: Euleptes europaea (tarantolino)
Lineage: Eukaryota; Metazoa; Chordata; Lepidosauria; Squamata; Sphaerodactylidae
Product: neurabin-1-like
Exons: 18
Coding region: 286-4359 (1357 amino acids)
Biological process (GO): actin filament organization; calcium-mediated signaling; neuron projection development
Cellular component (GO): actin cytoskeleton; postsynaptic density; dendrite
Molecular function (GO): actin filament binding
Source: RefSeq, a predicted model, not a curated record